CUGACAUAUACUUCCUCUAUCAAGGUUUAGAUAGAAGCUAGGAAGAUAGACCAUACUUUACAGAAGUCCCAAAUGAGCAUUUAGCAAUAUAUGUAAAAUUGUAACAUAGAACUGAGUUUCAGAUCCUAAAUCGGGCAUUCUAAAGUUCUGACAAUAGAAAAGUUCAGUUGAAAGACGCCUGACUUGCAGUUUUACCCUGACAAGUGACAAAAAUAAAAAAGCAACUUAUUCUAAAGCCUUUUCGUUGGAAGGAGUAAUAUAACAUCAGUCCCUGAGAGUGAAAGUGAAAGAAGAGGGGAGAAAUAACAGGUAGCUAUGUGUGACACGAACACCAUCCACAUACACAUCCUCCAAGGUGUGAGCUACCUUUCUGUGUUUCUGGUGGGCCUGCUACUCAACAUGGCGUCUCUACGUGUCUUCUUCAUCAAACGGGCCACGUGGACGGACACACACAUCUUCAUGCUGAACCUCGCCGCCGCCGACUGUGCCCUAAUCCUCUUCCUCCCUUUCCGCAUCUAUGAUGCCUUCCAGAGUCUGCCCAUAACGCCCUUCUGCUCGUUUCUCAUCUCAACACAUUACAUCAACAUGUACGCCAGUAUCUUCACCGUCACCGCCAUCAGCGUCCACCGCUUCCUGGUGGUCAAGUUCCCGUUCCAGACCAGAGCGUGGCGAUCAAAGAAGGUGGCUGUGGCGGUGUGUGGGGCCAUAUGGGUCAUGGUAGUAAUGAUUUGUGGUGUGUUCAGUGAUGCCAACCAUCCCCAAAAACUAUUGACAUGCUAUCAGAGAUGUAAAGAAAUCCCAUUGCCUGUUGGGUUCCUUGCGGUUCUAGAAGUGCUGGGGUACCUUCUCCCACUCUUGAUUAUAGUGUUCUGUUCCACACAGACCAUAAUGGUUCUGCUGAAGGAGAAGGAUCAGGAAGAAACCACUGUGGAGAAGAGGAACAUCAUUGGCAUUAUAACAGCCAACCUGAUCGUCUUUGUGGUUUGCUACACCCCCAUCCAUCUUGGGUUUCUGCUGAAAUACCUGGCCAAAACAAACCACUGGGAAACGUUAGACUGGGAUGGUUUUUGGCAGGUUUGUGAAUGGAUCGCUACCACAAACUGCUUCUUGGAUUCCAUUAGUUAUUACUUUCUGUUGAAACAGUUUUAUUCUAAAGCCAGUAGAUCAGCAGAAGUUGACAGAGGCUCAGAGAUUGCAUUAACCACCAAUCAAACUGUGAACACACAAACCUACCCCGAUAAUGAUGCAUCAUACCCCUCCCUCCCUCCAUGUAUUACACCGCCAGAAUAACGUCAUCAUGUUUUUUUGACAUCUCUUUUAUUAAAAUCAUAUUUUAAAUAAAGUGUGUAUAUGU
Messenger RNA from Salmo salar (Atlantic salmon), 1354 nucleotides. RefSeq names its product G-protein coupled receptor 55. Gene Ontology annotation, molecular function: G protein-coupled receptor activity. NCBI's taxonomy places the organism in Eukaryota, Metazoa, Chordata, Actinopteri, Salmoniformes, Salmonidae. The record is from RefSeq and is a predicted model, not a curated record. Gene Ontology annotation, cellular component: plasma membrane. Gene Ontology annotation, biological process: phospholipase C-activating G protein-coupled receptor signaling pathway; positive regulation of Rho protein signal transduction.